Messenger RNA from Spirodela intermedia, 3145 nucleotides. The record is from the annotation of a GenBank genome assembly. Lineage: Eukaryota; Viridiplantae; Streptophyta; Magnoliopsida; Alismatales; Araceae.
AUGGCGGCGCGCUUCCUUCUCCCACACAACGCUGGCGCGCUGGAGAAUACGGGCCCGUACCUGCCGUCGAAGUCUGCGACUCUCCCGCGCGCCUACGUCGACUGCGGAGCCCGACCCCGGACUCGGAAACUCUGGCGCGCCGAGGUAUCUUCGACGGGAAUCCGGCGCGCGGCGCCCCUUUGCUCGGCGGCGGCGGCGAAGAGAGGAGAGUACGACGUCGUUAUAGUUGGCGCGGGGAUCAUCGGCCUGACAGUGGCCAGACAAUUUCUAAUCGGAUCUGACCUGUCAGUAGCAGUCGUCGACGCCCGCGUGCCGUGCUCUGGUGCCACUGGCGCUGGUAAGGUUUCUGGGAGAAGAUAUCCUCUGAGUCCUUACUAAUUUCUGUUCUUGAUCUGAGCACACUCCUGCGAGAUCGGUUCCGGGCAAUCUGACGUCUCUGUCGCUUCCCGCUGCUCACUGGAGCUUCUAUGCUUUACUUGUGAAUUGUUCAGGGCAAGGUUACAUCUGGAUGGCGAAUAAAACGCCGGGCAGUGAUACGUGGGAGCUCGCUUGCAGGGGAAAGCAGUUGUGGGAGGAUCUGGCUGAGAGCAUACGACGCCAGGGCAUGGAUCCUCUACGAGUUCUCGGUUGGAUGAAAACAGGUAUUCGUUGAUGCCAGUAAACAAUGAAUUCGUCGAUGUAGGAUGCCUGCAGACUCCCACUGUUUCUACUUGGGGCUAGAUUCCAUGCUAUGCUUGAUCUAUAAUCCAUUCUAGUGAACCAUACAUCGUCUCAGUUUUGAGUCAUUCUCUAAGUCGGAUUCUGCAUCUGGUUGUCUACGCUCUGAAGCUGCUAUUCGUUUGCCGCCUGCAAUCUGUACCUUUCUUCUUUAAAUCCCGUCUAUAUUUACAGUGACUUCUCCAAUUCAGGAUAAAGAUUCUCUGUUUAUAUUCUUAUUAAUAGGAAGCUUAUUGAUUGGUAGAACUUCGGGGGAGCUGUCCAUGUUGCAAAAAAGGGUCAAGAUGCUCAAUGAAGCUGGUUUGAAAGCAGAGUACUUGUCAGCAUCUGCCCUAGCUUCGAGAGAACCAUCACUGGAUAUUGGACCCCAGACUGGAGCUGCAUUUCUACCAGAUGACUGCCAGUUGGAUGCCUUGCGGGCCGUUUCAUUCAUUGAACAGGUAACACUCAUUAAAAUCAGCAUUUUCUUCCUGUGGAUUGUACAAGCUGAGACCUAUUAAACUGAUGGGUGUGUUGGUCGGAUGGUUUUUAUAUUUCUCUUAUCCGUCCGUCGAAAACAUGUAGGGAAACAGGUCUUUUGUACCAGAAGGAAGAUACGCUGAAUUUUUUAAUGAUCCUGCUGUUUGCUUGGUAAGGUAUGCAGCGGGAACCUGAGAAUGAGAAUUUUUCCUUUUAUUCAGAAUCCAAGUCUCUGCCUUUCGCUGACGGAUCUUGCCGUUGCUUCAUGAUUAGAUCUACAGAGAAUGGAGAGGUUGAAGCCGUUCAAACUUCCCAGAAUAUUUUGUGUGGUAGAAGGGCCGUGGUGAUUGCAACAGGUGCAUGGAGUGGGUUCCUAGAUAGAACCUUCAUGAACACUGAAGCUACGCUGGAUGUCCCUGUGGAACCUCGGAAGGUAUGAACCCGCCAUUAGUUUCGAUUUACCAUGGAAUUCCGUUGACGAAUACGUUGUUCAAUCUUCAUAUUUCGGGAAUAAAUCAAGAUGGGUGAGAUUUUGUUCUCGAUUUCGGGCAUGGUUAGCUGGUUCUUUGUAAUAUUACAGUGUUAUGAACUGGGCGAAUAAUUUGGAGUAUAGCAUCUCAUUAGGAUGAGAAUUUGAGUUGCUGGAGGAAGAAAAUAGACUGACAAUCCUCCGAAGUUGCAUUGAACUCAACAUGAAGUCCUAGUUCCAUUGAUAUAGGAUCUUUGGGUAUCUGCCAAACUUCUCUGCCACUACUGUGGCUGCUGUAUUUAUUUUUCCCAUGGAUUGAACCUGAUAUUUUCAAAGGCAUUCAAUUAUUUUAAAUAUGAAAUUAAUAGACUCAUCUGCAACUUUAUUUACAUUUUCUAAUCGGAGAAUGAUGUUGCUAUCUGAAUUUUUGCCCUUUAUUCAUCAUUAGGGUCAUCUGCUUUUACUGGAGAAUCUAGAUGGCGUCAGGCUAAACCACGGUCUAAUGGAGGUUGGAUACGUAGAUCAUCAAGUUUCUAGCCGGCUUCCAGAUUCAUCUUCCUCGAGGGCCACUGCCGUAGAACAUAAUUUCUCCUCCAUAUCAUUCACUGCCACGACUGAUCACAUGGGAAACCUUCUUCUUGGUAAGAUUAUAAAUUUAUUUCGUACUCCACUGACUCUCACAUCUCACAGUAAAGCACAUAGAUGCUACUGACCGCCGAUCAUGGCUGCUAUGCACUGAACUCCAGCCACUGAAAAUCUGAUCAAUUAUUCGUGCAUAUUUUUCAUCAGAUCGGAGAUUAAUUCCAUAUAUAAUCGAGGGAAAAAAAAAUUUAAUCUCCUGGAAGAAAUCAGAACUUGGGUAUGAUCUGCACAUUUGUGGGAUGUUCAUGCUUUUAUGUUAUCCGCUCAGGGAGCAGCCGGCAGUUCUCUGGGUUCGACGUGGAGGUAGAUGACGCCAUCAUCAAGCGUAUAUGGGAGCGGGCUGGGGAAUUCCUCCCUACACUUCGAGAAAUCCCCCUCAAUUUCUCCACUGAGAAGCAAAUAAGGAUCGGCCUCCGCCCCUACGGCACGUCUUCUAUCCAGAUAGCAUAUUAUCUUUCUGCGCAUGAAGCCACAUUGAAUAACAUGUAUGCCAUUAUUUUUCGUGGUUCCAGUGCCUGACGGGAAGCCGAUCAUCGGGCCUAUUCCCGGCAUUCCGAAGGCUCUGUUUGCCACCGGGCACGAAGGUGGCGGGCUCUGCAUGGUAACCGCUCUAUUCUAAUCUCCAUGUCUUCCAAGAUGACGAGCUUCUGGGUCUUGUUUUCUUGAUUUGUUCGUUCCAAUGAAGGAUACGGAUGAUCUGUAGACGGGCACGAGUUAUUUUCGAGGCUCUGAUUAAUUGGGUCGUCAUAUCUUCCGCAGGCGUUGUCGACUGCGGAGAUGGUUGUUGAUAUGGUCCUUGGGAACGGAGGGAAGAUAGAUCACAGCCCUUUCUCUGUUCGAGGGAGAUGCUGCGUGUAG